CGGAAAUGCCUUACCUCGGGUUUCCCAGAUUCACCUGCAGACGAGACAUGGCGGGACGAAAAUGCAGCGCAAAUCCAGCUGUGGAUCCUCUUCUGGACGUAUACAGACUCCUUGGCAUGCCUCUUCUUCAUAUACAUUCCUUUUUGGGUCAGAGCAGCAUGGAAAAACACUUCCAUACAUGUUUAACACUGAUGUUACUGACGGAGCAAAGCCCUCAGGCACAGAUUCACACCAGAAUGAGUCAGACGGAGUCUGGCUUUCCUCCAGUUGAGACAUUAUGACAUCUAAAGCACUGAUAAGGUGAGGGAGGAAGGGACGAGGGACAAACGCUCUCAUUCUCUUAAAGAAGAAGGGCUGGCAUAGGAGAAACUUUAUCAGCUGAAACAGGACAAUGACUUUCAAUCUCGACUUCCAGUCCAUUCACAGAUCAAACCAAGUCUUACAUACGCUGUGGAGGAUGAGCUCUUGGUGCUGGCCUGGAUCAGCCACAGAAGGAGGACACUCAGCUUCUAAAGGAUGGCUGCGUCGGUUCCUCCUUCUGAAGCUGGUGACAGUUCUUCUUUUCCAUGGCACUCGGGGUGCACACCUCCCCCUGCUGGUGGGCUGUACUUUCAGCCUGCAGGCCCUGUUGCUGCUCCACUCCCCUCACACCUCCACAAAGCCGUCCACUGUGCUCCUGGGACAACUGGCUCUUGCAGAUGGUCUUGUGCUGCUGAACUGGAUGCUUCGUCUGGGGGUGGCGCUAACCUGGUGGUGGAGGGAGGAGGAGAGCUUUGAGAUCAAGAUAGGCCUCAUGAAAGAGAGGGGACCAAUUUGGUGGAAGGAGGCAGUGAGUGUGCUCUGUCAGCAGCUGCUUGAUGCUCACCACCUGGCCUCUCUGCUCCUGCUGGGGCUGCUGGGAUUGGAGGCCAUGUUGGUGUCAAACUGGCCUCAGCAGACUCGCAGAUUCAGGACUUCUCACUGGGCUCAGCUCAGCUGCAGGCUGGUCUGGGGACUUGUAAUGCUGGAACUUAUCUUUGUGCUCCGCUCAGAAGUUUUGCAGGACUCUAGAACUCAGACUGACUCCUCAACACCAGAAAACACUCAGAAUUUCUUAUUCGGCCGUUUGUUUCUCACCUCCCUUCCAGGUUUGUCGUCUUGUUUGAGGAGGACAUUAUGGCUGCUAAAUUUAAGGCUGCAUUACAUCUUCCUCUAUGACAAACCGAAGAAGAGAAGUAGUUCCUUUCAUUAACAGCUUUUUUAAAAUAAC
This is a messenger RNA of Cheilinus undulatus (humphead wrasse), 1249 nucleotides long. RefSeq lists its product as uncharacterized. The coding region runs from base 392 to 1231 and encodes 279 amino acids. Lineage: Eukaryota; Metazoa; Chordata; Actinopteri; Labriformes; Labridae. The transcript is spliced from 3 exons. The record is from RefSeq and is a predicted model, not a curated record.